Molecule: messenger RNA, 327 nt
Organism: Laccaria bicolor S238N-H82
Lineage: Eukaryota; Fungi; Basidiomycota; Agaricomycetes; Agaricales; Hydnangiaceae
Exons: 5
Coding region: 1-327 (108 amino acids)
Source: RefSeq, a predicted model, not a curated record
AUGAAAUGGCCGGGUACCGAGCCGGAAGUACCUUGGAACGCGAAGGAAACAAAACCAUUUGAGCCGACGCGCUCUGCAUACGUGCUUCCGUACCUCGUACUAGCAGCGUCAGGUGGUGAUGGGGUCCUAUGGAGGGUCUUGGCGAUGUGCGUCGAGAACGAAAUGAUGCUUGCUCCCUCCUACCUUCACACACCAAAGCCUUCUCUAAACUCAGCUGCUUUCCGAAAAAGACUGGGUUACAUCAUGAAAACCAUUGAUCAUCGAGCCGAGCUUAUUUCACUGUCGCCGUCCUUCAAGUUGACGGAUAGAAGACACACCUGCGUAUAA